UGGAGAUUGGGAAGAUGGUGAAAUCCGUUGAUGAAGCUCGAAGAAUUUCCAUUUUACUUAAUUGAUUAUCACUUCUUUAACUUGAAAUUAAAGAAACUGUUUUUUCUUCUCUAAUUGUCUGUCCCUUGCUUUGUGAUUUGUUAUGGUGAGCAGAUGGAGAACAGAGUCCACAAACAACGAAAUAUUACAUCCACAUAUGGUGGCAUAUCAUCAUCAUCAACUGGAAUUCCAAAUGUGCGAUGGUUUGGCACCGAAGGAGACUACAAUGUUCUUGUGAUGGAUUUAUUGGGACCUAGUCUUGAGGAUUUAUUCAACUUUUGCAGUAGGAAGUUGUCUCUUAAGACUGUUCUCAUGCUUGCAGAUCAAAUGAUAAAUCGAGUGGAGUUUGUUCAUUCCAAGUCUUUUCUACAUCGGGAUAUCAAACCAGACAAGUUCCUAAUGGGAUUGGGUGGUCGGGCAAAUCAGAUUUACAUCAUUGACUUCGGCCUCGCUAAGAAGUAUAGAGACACAUCAACCCAUCAGCAUAUUCCUUAUAGAGAUAAUAAGAAUUUGACUGGGACAGCAAGAUAUGCAAGCAUGAAUACUCAUCUUGGCAUUGAACAAAGCCGAAGGGAUGAUCUCGAGUCACUUGGAUAUGUGCUUAUGUACUUCCUAAGAGGAAGUCUUCCAUGGCAGGGAUUGAAGGCUGGAACUAAAAAGCAGAAGUAUGAGAAGAUUAGUGAAAAGAAAGUGUCAACAUCAAUUGAGGCCUUAUGCCGUGGUUAUCCCACCGAAUUUGCCUCAUACUUCCAUUACUGUAGAUCUCUACGUUUUGAUGAUAAACCAGAUUAUGCUUAUCUGAAGAAAUUGUUUCGUGACCUUUUUAUUCGCGAAGGUUUUCAGUUUGAUUAUGUCUUUGAUUGGACGAUCUUGAAAUAUCAGCAGUCGCAGAUUGCCACACCUCCUACUCGUGCUCCUGGUGGUGCUGGACCAAGCUCUGGACUGCCUCCAGUUGUUGCAAAUGUUGAAAGACAAUCAGGUGGGGAGGAAGUUAGACCUACUGGUUGGUCGUUGGCAGAUCCCUCACGUAGGAGAAAUUCUGGACCGAUUGUAAAUCCUGGAAGCUUGUCUAAACAAAAAAGUCCUGUUGCAAAUGAUCCAUCUGUGUCUAAAGACGCAAUGUUAUCAAGUUCUAGUUUUUUGCGGUCAACUGGAUCAUCAAGGAGGGCUGUAGUUUCUAGCAGUCGGGAUGCAGUAAUUGUUGGCAGUGAAUCCAAGCGCCCUCAAACCACAGAGGCAAGUCCUGGAACACUAGGUAAAAUUUCUUCUGUCCAAAGAAGUUCACCAGUUGUAUCUUCAGAGCAGAAUCGUACCACUUCUGGUAGAAAUAUUUCGACAGUAAAAAACUUAGAGUCCACCCUCAGAGGUAUUGAGACCCUUCAUUUUAAUAGCGACGAGAGAGUACAGUAUUAGCAGUCGCUUCUCUCAAUAUGUCGCCCACUGUAAAUUUGAAAAACGGUAUACAGUUCUCACACACUUCGGGUGGAAUUUGUUUUCUUAAAUGUACUAUGUUUGAGGAAAGCUGCAACAAUUUGGGGUUGUCUCAAAGCAGUUUGCAAUAAUGACAACAUACAGAAGUGGAAAUUUGAUGCCCAGAAGACCUACCCAGGUAAGAAGGCCCUUUGUCAAUACAGCACAAGUUGUGUCACUGUGGUUUCACCGUCUCAAUACCUUGUCCAAAUGAGUGUUUGUGCUUUUGUCAAACACUACUGUGUGGGUCAAAUGCUGAUUGACACUGUAAAACUGUAAGUACACCAACAUUUUGAUUUUGUGAUGUAUUAUGAUAUUGUAAUCCUAGAUAUAGCAGGUACUGAGUGUUAAAGCCUACCGAUUGAUGUUGGCACUAGGCACUUCUGUUGCAUAUAUUAUUGGAGUUCGAUGUGGUUGUAUUUGGUUGCA
Molecule: messenger RNA, 1938 nt
Organism: Rosa chinensis
Lineage: Eukaryota; Viridiplantae; Streptophyta; Magnoliopsida; Rosales; Rosaceae
Product: casein kinase 1-like protein 2
Exons: 12
Coding region: 154-1452 (432 amino acids)
Biological process (GO): endocytosis; signal transduction; peptidyl-serine phosphorylation
Cellular component (GO): nucleus; cytoplasm
Molecular function (GO): ATP binding; protein serine/threonine kinase activity
Source: RefSeq, a predicted model, not a curated record